CGAUCAUUUAAAUCAGUAGGGCUUCGGCUGCCGGCUGGUCUUUGUCGGUAGUCAGACCACGAACGGGAAUAACAACUUUAGAUAUUUGCAAGCACGUUUGUUUAUAAAUCGCGUGUCGUGUGUGCAUGUCAGUGGGCUACCGCUUAAUUUAAAAACAAUUGUUUACCAACUCAGUGCCAGGCACCCCUGGUUCACCAGUGCCGUUAAUUCGCGUGCUUCAAAGAGGGUUUGUCGUUCUCGUUCGAGUUCUGCUCGGCAAACGUCAGUUUUACUGGUUAGCUGACUACGGUCGAUAAACGAGAGCUGAAGGAUUCGCGACUCAGACUCCACAGCACCCUCGUAUUUUUAAAUAUUCAUUUUUUCUUUAAAUAACUUCUUUUUAUUUUACGAUUAUUUAUUAUUAUUAUUCAAUUUAAAAAACUUUACCAUGAGGCGAAAUGUUAAAAUUGUGCUACUGCUCUCCUGUGCGUGGAUGUUUGUUUUUGUUUAUUAUUAUCACACUUCCAGAGAUAAUAAGAACGAAAACCGCGCACUGAGACUGAAAGACUCGGGAUUGGGAUUAUCCAGCAGUGGAGGAGGUAGUUCCGGUUCGUACGUAGAAGCUGAUGGGACCGCGAUGGUCAUGUCAUCGGAGAUACUGCCUCCCCCUACGCCAGAUCCUCGAGUAACUUGGAAUUACUUCGACGAACAGGGAUACGUAUCGAGGGGGGGUCUCAGAGCCGGUGAAGAUCCUUACGCACGUAAUAAAUUUAAUCAAGAAGCUUCCGACGGUCUUCCUAGCAAUCGUGAUAUUCCGGAUACACGCAGCGCAAUGUGCCGCUUGAAACAAUGGCGACGAGACCUUCCACCAACUUCCGUGAUUAUAACCUUCCACAACGAAGCAAGAUCAACAUUGCUGCGAACAGUCGUCAGUGUAUUAAACCGAAGUCCUGAGCACCUAAUCAAAGAAAUAAUCCUCGUAGAUGAUUUCAGUGACCACCCGGAAGACGGCGAAGAACUAUCGAAGAUCCAUAAAGUGAGAGUUAUUCGAAAUGAGAAACGUGAAGGUUUGAUGAGAUCGCGAGUACGUGGCGCUGACGCUGCGACGGCAAGUGUUCUGACGUUCCUGGACUCUCAUUGCGAGUGUAACGCCGAUUGGUUGGAACCUUUGCUUGAAAGAGUCGCUGAAGAUCCUUCUCGUGUAGUCUGUCCGGUAAUCGACGUUAUCAGUAUGGAUACGUUUCAAUACAUAGGUGCAUCGGCUGAUUUGAGGGGUGGAUUCGAUUGGAGCCUGGUAUUUAAAUGGGAAUAUUUGAGUCAAGCUGAAAGGCAGUCGAGGCAAAAAGAUCCUACUCAGGCUAUCAGGACUCCAAUGAUCGCAGGGGGCUUGUUCGUUAUCGAUAAAGCUUACUUCGAGCAGCUGGGAAAAUAUGACACGCAAAUGGACGUUUGGGGUGGCGAAAAUUUAGAAAUAUCCUUCCGCGUAUGGCAGUGCGGUGGAAGUUUGGAGAUAAUACCUUGCUCGCGAGUUGGCCACGUAUUUCGCAAACGUCACCCGUACUCGUUUCCCGGCGGAAGUGGAAACGUGUUUGCCAGAAAUACCCGACGUGCCGCUGAAGUCUGGAUGGAUGACUAUAAGCACUUCUAUUACAACGCGGUCCCACUUGCACGGAACAUACCCUACGGAAAUAUUGCAGAUAGGCUUGAUUUGAAAAGAAGAUUGCACUGCAAGCCCUUCAGCUGGUACCUGAAGAACGUCUAUCCGGAAUUAGUGAUUCCGACAAGUGAAGGCGGACCCGGCGGGUCCUUGAAACAAGGACACUCUUGUCUUGACAGCAUGGGACAUUUAUUAGAUGGUAACGUUGGUCUCUAUCCCUGCCAUGAUACUGGUGGCAAUCAGGAAUGGAGCUUAACAAAAGAUGGUUUAAUAAAACACCACGAACUGUGUCUGACUCUUCCAAUGUACGCAAAAGGCACGACCCUGUUGAUGCAGGUGUGCGACGGAAGCGAAAACCAGAAAUGGAGGUACCUCGAGGGCGGGCUGAUAAGACACUCGAGGAUCCCCGUCUGCAUGGACUCUAAGUUCCACGCACAACGCGGUAUCACUGCCGAAAAGUGCGACUCCAGUGUCGAGUCCCAGCGGUGGCAUCUUUACAACCACGGUCAUUAGUUUUUUAUUUUUUUACUCGAUAAUUAUAAGUACCACUAACUUAUUCAAACAUUCAAUGAUUGAUAUUUAUAAGAUAAGAUAUAUUAUGGUAAUAUUAUUUGUU
This is a messenger RNA of Cotesia glomerata, 2252 nucleotides long. It is a transcript of the gene Pgant2, whose product is annotated as polypeptide N-acetylgalactosaminyltransferase 2. The coding region runs from base 428 to 2149 and encodes 573 amino acids. The transcript has 10 exons. The record is from RefSeq and is a predicted model, not a curated record. NCBI's taxonomy places the organism in Eukaryota, Metazoa, Arthropoda, Insecta, Hymenoptera, Braconidae. Gene Ontology annotation, cellular component: Golgi apparatus.